Molecule: messenger RNA, 1424 nt
Organism: Helianthus annuus (common sunflower)
Lineage: Eukaryota; Viridiplantae; Streptophyta; Magnoliopsida; Asterales; Asteraceae
Product: chloroplast stem-loop binding protein of 41 kDa b, chloroplastic
Exons: 10
Coding region: 160-1308 (382 amino acids)
Biological process (GO): rRNA processing
Cellular component (GO): cytosol
Molecular function (GO): RNA binding
Source: RefSeq, a predicted model, not a curated record
UAUGGUUGAGAGUGUAGUUCAUGGAUAUAACCGAAAGAAGAAAGGUGGGGUCAUUUGUUAUCCUAAACUGAGACUCACAAACAACAACACAAGAUAUGAUCUUCACACCAUCAUUAAACACACCCUUCAUCUUGAUCUUCUUCAGGAGGAGCAGUGACAAUGGCAGCCAGUGUUGCAACACUGCAGCAAAACUUCAAGUUACCCUCUUCAGUCUCACUCAUUUCAUCAUCUCAAUCCACCUUUUGUGGGACCAAAUUCACCACCUCUGUUCAGUAUAAGAGGAAAGUAUGUCAACCGAAAGGAGCAUUGAAUGUGACGGCAUCAAGCUCCAAGAAAAUUCUUGUAAUGGGAGGCACUCGCUUCAUCGGAAUCUUUCUUUCAAGACUACUUGUCGAAGAAGGCCAUCAGGUAACUCUGUUUACUAGAGGAAAAGCGCCCGUCACACAACCCUUGCCUGGUGAAGCAGAAGAUGCUUACAAUGCUUUUAAAUCCAAGAUAUUGCACUUGAAAGGAGAUAGGAAGGAUUAUGAUUUUGUGAGGACCAGCCUUGCUGCUGAAGGUUUUGAUGUUGUCUAUGAUAUAAAUGGGCGUGAGGCGGAAGAGGUCGAGCCCAUACUAGAUGCACUGCCGAAUCUAGAACAGUACAUAUACUGCUCUUCAGCCGGUGUUUACCUUAAAUCCGAUCUUUUACCACAUCGUGAGAUUGAUGCGGUUGACCCUAAAAGCCGACACAAGGGGAAGCUCGAGACCGAGGCCUUACUAGAGUCAAAGGGUGUCAACUACACUUCUGUAAGACCUGUUUAUAUCUACGGCCCGUUGAACUACAACCCUGUCGAAGAGUGGUUUUUCCAUAGGUUGAAAGCGGGCCGACCCAUCCCCAUUCCCAACGCAGGUUUGCAAGUAACCCAACUCGGUCACGUAAAGGAUUUGGCUACAGCUUUUAUAAAAGUUUUGGGGAACGAAAAAGCAAGCAAACAAGUGUACAACAUUUCGGGCGAUAGAUAUGUUACUUUCGACGGAUUAGCAAGAGCUUGCGCUAAGGCUGGUGGAUUCCCUGAGCCCGAGAUCAUUCACUAUAAUCCUAAGGAGUUCGAUUUCGGUAAAAAGAAAGCAUUUCCAUUCCGGGACCAGCAUUUCUUUGCUUCUGUGGAGAAAGCAAAGGAGGAGCUGGGGAUCAUACCUGAAUAUAGUUUGGUUGAAGGUUUGACUGAUUCAUAUAAUCUGGAUUUUGGCCGAGGAACGUUUAGAAAAGCAGCCGAUUUCACCACCGACGAUAUGAUUCUUGAAAAGAGUCUUGUUUUAAGCUGAUUUUACGGUUUUGCCUCAUCGAUCGAAAGAUUAUGAAGCAGUUGUAAUUGUAUAACAAAGUUGGGUUUGUUAAUUCAUUUGACAAAUUGCUAUGAAAAUGUUGUUCUUUGCAAUAA